AACCCUGCUUCUCUGCUAUGACAUCCCCUCGCCCCAACACCUCUUCUGCCCUUUUACCCUUCUCCUUUCCCAGUUUUCCCCUUUUAACCCAAAACCCCCGCCAACUCCCUCCCUUUCAAAUUUAUCUACACUCAACACCCUCCCUCCUCCAUUCUCUAUUUACAUGCAAUCCCUAAUUCCCUUUUAAGCUCCAUUUUUCUCCCCCCCCCCCCUUUUUCCAUUUCCUCUUUAUUGAUUUAUUGAAAUAUUUUUUUCUACCCUUUUUCGUGGUUUCAACUUAUUUUUGCAGGUCCCUUUUAAGUGUUAUCUUCCGGUUCUGCUUGAAACCAAAUCAGUCUCAAAUUAGAGCUUCCUGUGGUUUUUUAGAUGAGGUUUUGCUUGGAUUUGUAGGGUGUGGGCUAUCAGUUAUUUAACUUUAUGGCAAACCAUGAGAUGGUGAUUGAGCAAAAGCAAGAUUUGUCACUACGGCAGAACCAAUAUGUCGGAAUGGGGCAUGAUGCCAACUUUGUUCUUGGUCGUAAUCAUGAUUUAUUACGUUCAGAGCAGAUCCCUGAUGUUGAUUUGGUCAUCCGGCCUGCUCAUGAUCAUGGUCAUAAACUAUCAACUUCUCAGACAUGCACAAAUGAUGUAGCUCUGUUACGUGAUAAUCUUCAUGAUUAUGAAGAGAAUGGAUUAGAUAUGGAUCAAAUUAACUAUCCUGGUGCGGAGGAAGACCGUGCUGGUGUUGAGAAACAUGAUGAUCAAUUCCCUGCUGUUGUUCAAGAUCAUGAAUUGGGUUUUGAUGGUACUGAAUUGACUCUUGUGAAGAACCAGGAUAUUUCAGACAACUUAAAUUCGGAUUUGCAGCUAAAUCAGGAAAUGAGUAUUGAACCUGUAUCAUAUCUGUUUCGUCAGCAAGAACAGAUGAUAGUUGGUUCGUCCAUGCUUCAGCACCGCUUGUUAUUUUUGGGGGAAAACCAUGAAUUGACUGUUGGAAAAGAGUUCACUGAUGUCCACAGCUGUAGGAGGGCCCUGAGAGAUGCAGCUAUUGCUCUUCGCUUUGAGAUCCAAACAAUAAAGUCGGACAAGACUCGUUUUACAGUUAAAUGCGCGAGUGAGGGGUGCCCUUGGAGAAUACAUGCUGCAAAGCUCCCUGGUGUUCCUACUUUUACCAUUAGGACCAUCCAUGAUCAACAUACUUGUGGAGGGAUUACACAUCUUGGUCAUCAACAAGCCUCGGUUCAGUGGGUUGCAGAUGCAGUAGCAGAAAGCAUCAAGGAAAAUCCUCAUUAUAAACCCAAGGAGAUAUUGGAAGAGAUUCACCGUGUUCACGGAAUCACGUUGUCAUACAAGCAAGCUUGGAGGGGCAAGGAACGCAUCAUGGCCAGUGUGCGUGGCUCUUUUGAGGAAGAUUUUCGCCUCCUCCCGCAAUAUUGUCAUAUGAUCAGAAGAACAAAUCCAGGAAGUAUUGCUCGGGUUUAUGGGUAUCCUGUUGAUAACUGUUUUCAACGCCUUUUCAUCUCAUAUCAGGCAUCCAUCUAUGGUUUUCUGAACGCGUGCCGACCUCUUAUUGGACUUGAUACAACUCUUUUGAAAAGCAAGUACCUGGGGAGCAUGCUUUUUGCCUGUGGUUUUGAUGGAUAUGGUGCUGUAUUCCCUCUUGCAUUGGCGGUGGUUGACGAGGAAAAUGAUGACAAUUGGAUGUGGUUCCUAGCUGAGUUGCACGAUCUGCUUGAGAUCAAUGCAGAGAACAUGCCCAGGCUUACCAUCUUGUCUGAUAGACAAAAGGGUGUUGUAGAUGCUGUGGAAGCAAACUUCCCAACAGCUUUUCAUGGGUUCUGCAUGCAUCAUCUCGUUGACUGUUUCCAGAAGGAGUUCAAUAGUUCUGUGCUUACCAACCUUUUCUGGGAGGCUGCUUAUGCGCUCACCAGAACUGAAUUCGAAAAAAAACUCAUUGACAUUCAAGCAAUCUCACCAGAAGCUACUACUUGGAUUCAAAAUAUUCCUCCUCAUUUAUGGGCCACAUCACAUUUCGAAGGGACAAGGAUGGGACACCUGGCGGCCAACAUUGUGGAAUGUUUAAGUGCUUGGAUAGCAGAGGCCUAUAGCCUUCCAAUAAUCCAAAUGAUGGAGUGCAUCCGUCGGCAACUGAUGACUUGUUUCAAUGAGCGUCGUGAGACAAGCAUGCAGUGGACAGGCAAUCUUGUUCCUCCUGCAGAAAGGAUUGUAUUGGAAGCCUAUGAUCGUGCAUGCACUUACCAAGUGUUCAAAGCAAACGAAUCUGAAUUCGAGGUACGAUGCCCCAAUGAUGGAUCAUUCGUAGUAGAUAUCCGAACCCGAAGCUGUUAUUGUCGUGGGUGGGAGCUGAGUGGACUUCCUUGUGCUCAUGCCAUUGCAGUCCUCCUUUCUUGUAGACAAAAUGUGCAUAGGUUUACAGAAAGUUGUUUCACAGUGACAAGUUACCGAAAGGCAUACUCGCAGACAAUACACCCUGUUCCUGAUAAAGCCCUUUGGAAAGAGAUGUCUGAACAAUCCCCAAAUGAAGGGUCUAAAGACGUUGAGGUCACUAUAAAACCACCUAGAUUGCUUCAGCCACCAGCAAGACCUAAAAAGAGACGAGCUCGUGCCGAGAAUGCUGGUCGGGCAAAACGGAUGGUGCAUUGCAGUCGCUGUAAUCAAACCGGACAUUUCAGAACUACAUGUACAGCACCUAUAUAGAAACUCAUUUUUCAAAGUUUUCCCCUGAACUGUGCAGAUAGAGAAGUAAUUUUUUAGUUUGAAAAUUUUUUUAGAGCUGCUAUUGUCAGCUCUACUUUAGUAAGCACAGAUAUAUAUAUAUAGGUUUUCCAUA
This is a messenger RNA of Gossypium raimondii (Peruvian cotton), 2830 nucleotides long. RefSeq lists its product as uncharacterized. The transcript is spliced from 2 exons. The coding region runs from base 418 to 2697 and encodes 759 amino acids. Gene Ontology annotation, molecular function: zinc ion binding. Lineage: Eukaryota; Viridiplantae; Streptophyta; Magnoliopsida; Malvales; Malvaceae. The record is from RefSeq and is a predicted model, not a curated record.